GAAGGAGGUGUCUUCCCUGGCCAUCUUGUGGCAGCUUUACCCUAACUAUUCACAUCAAGCCUCGUAGAAUCGGAGGAGAAUCCCGUCGAAGGGGCGCCAUCAUGCCCGGACAUCUGCAAGAAGGCUUUGGUUGCGUCGUAACCAAUCGGUUCGACCAACUAUUGGAUGAUGAAUCAGACCCAUUUGAAAUAUUAAAAGCAGCAGAGAACAAGAAAAAAGAUGGGGCCGCCUCUGGUUCUACGAAGACCGCUGCUCAAGCUGCAAAGCAACCUAAGAAAGAGUCACAGAAAGAUAGAAAGAACCCUUUGCUUGAUAAGAAAGAGGAAUCGCAGGCCCCAGUACCUCUGAAAAAGGAGGGUAUGAGGAGAGUUGGUCGGAGACCAGAGCAGCCAAAUCAGGCUGGUCCCCAACACCAGGGAGGUCAGGGGGAGGGUCGUCAAGGUGAUAGAAGGCCAGAUAGACGACCCCCACGUGAGCGGCGCUUUGACAAACCAGCUGAAGACAAGCCAGAUGGAGGUGAAUUCCCGGUGGACAAGCCAGCUGCAGACAGGCCCCAGCGUGGACGUGGUGGUGGACGUGGUGGGGGUCGCGGUAGGGGACGUGGAAUGGGACGGACUGAUGGCUUUGACUCGCGUGGCAAACGUGAAUUUGACCGACAGAGUGGCACUGACAAAUCGCAGAAAUCUGGAGAGGAGAAGCGUGGUGGGAGUGGACCGCACAACUGGGGCAAUGCGAAGGAUGAAGCUGGUGAGCAUGACGUGUCUGCUACCCAAGAGGAAACCCAUGAAGGAGAGGAACACGCGCCUGCUGACUCUGAAAAUAAAAGGGAAAAUGAGGUGGAAGAGGUGAAGGAGGAGGGCCCAAAGGAAAUGACCCUGGAUGAGUGGAAGGCCAUGCAGAACAAGGAGCGCACCAAGGUUGAGUUCAACAUCCGCAAGCCCAACGAGGGCAACGAUGGCCAAUGGAAGAAGGGAUAUGUGCUGCACAAGUCCAAGAGCGAGGAUGUUGCUGUGAAACCUGGUGGUUUGAUUGACACUGGAGAGGUUGAACCUGAGGCAUUCCAAAAGGCUCCGGGUGCUGAUGAUGGAGCUGGAGAGCACCACUUCCGUAAGCCGGCCAAUGACAUCACCUCUCAGCUGGAGAUCAACUUUGGAGACCUGGGCCGCCCUGGGCGUGGCCGUGGAGGCGCUCGCGGAGGCAGAGGGGGCCGUGGAGGAGGCGGAAACCGGCCAGGCCGCGGCGGAGGCGGAGCUGGAGGUGGAGGCGCCGGCGGCGGUGGAGGAGACGGAGGCGGAGGUGGAGGCCGAGGCCGACCUGAGAAGGUGAGUGGCGUGUCAGUUCCCAACGUGGAUGACCCAGAGGCCUUCCCAGCCCUGGCCUAAGACCAAGCAUCGAUACCAGCCAUCCCAGAUGCCCCUCCGGGCUCCUCCUCUACGAGGCUUGCAUGCUUACGGAUCCUUCAAUUCUUUAAAAAAACAAAACAAAAAAAAGAACGGGAAAAAAAAAGAUUUUAACCAUGAGACAGACUGUCAUCCAUACCAUUAACACUGAGGACUGAAUUCUACCCCUUUUAAAAGGAAAUUUAAAAAAAUAGCAAAAUGGACUUCUCUUGUUACACUGAAGCAAAUUAUUGGUAGAGUUUUUGUAUUUAGAAACAUGAUAGCAGGGAUGUUUCAUACAGUAUUUUUGUUUUCUUUCCAGAGAUUAUGCAUUCUUCAUGAUUUUAUUUUUUAUUGCUGCUUGAAUGUAUGCAUUUCCAAAACAGUUGAAGUGUGUUGCUGGCUCCUGCUAUGCUUACAGCAUUUUGGCCUUGCCACCCUCACACAUUGUGAAAUUGAUGCUUUUGGGGAUCACCUUUGGGCUAAACUGAAAGGGGAAUGCUAGGUGAUGCGAUAUUCCAGGAGAAAUUCCUCCGUUCCCAUUUUCCAAUAAUUUAAUUGUAGAAGACCAGGCAUACUUGUGUGUAAAGUUUUGAAAACCCUGACUUCUAGUUAUCUAGACGUGUGGGGUUUUCCUUUUUUUUUUCAGCUCUUGCCAUUGAAAGCAGAUGCUACUGUUUUUCUUUCUUGACAUCUUUGUUUUGUUGUUGUGUGGACCAGUGGUCUUAGUACUUGUGCUUGUCCCUGACCAUCGUCGAGAUGUGUCCCUGGUCUUGUAAAGGCAGCCAGGGACCAGUGUAGCUUCAGGCUGGUCCUUGUAGGUUGUAUGGUUGUCUUAUAGAAAAUUUAGGACCACUAUCAGAAAAAGAAUUGUGUGUAUAUAUAUUUGAGCUUGCGUGUGUGUGUGUGUGUGUGUUGUGUGCUUGUGUAUGGGUGUGUGUGUGUGUGUAUGUAUGUACGUGUGUACUGAGUGAGAGUGUGUUUUGAAUGAUAAGGACUCAUUUGGAAGUACUCAUCUACCAUAAACGUAUCCUCUCAAACCUAGAUCCCAGGUUACAGCAACUCAGUUUCACCUUGAAUUAGUUUUGUGUUGAGAAUUUGUAGUGGAUAUUUUCUAGGUUAUAUUGUGGAUUUAUCUUGCACUUAGUUAAUAACAUAUCUCAUGAUCGCAUAUACGCACGAAUUGUGUACAGUACAAUGAGGUUUGUUUUUAAUAUUUUUUUUUUCCCUUUUGUGGUCUGCCAUUUCUAUUUUUGAAUUUAAUUUCUAAGAAUUUCAAUAAUUCAGUGUGGAACAAUAGAGUGCUACUAAAGUAUGAAUACCAACCUUGCCCAUAUCUGGAUGUCUGAUUGCACCAUGGCCUAGGCAAUGGCUAUGGCAAUGGCUCACAUAUGGAAAAGCAUAAUUUAGCUUAAACCAAACAUGACACACGAGGAAAGUAAAAAAGAACAUUUAAUUUUCAGAGUUGUAAAUUGACAUUGACCUCAAGCACCUGUGUGGCUUUCCCUUCUUAAGUAGGUUUCAUUGCUCAAUUUAUUGAAGAGCCAUACUGCUAAUGCAGACAUGCAGUCAUGGGUGACAUCAGGUUGAUUUUGUUUUUAUGUUAUUUUAUUUUGGACAAAUGAGACUUCUGCGAACAUCCCUGUUCAAUAAAGUACUUAGAGGUGUUAAAUGUAAACCGCCAUGAGUAGUGUGGAUUGAUGUUAAAAGUCGUGGUUUUAAAA
Messenger RNA from Clupea harengus (Atlantic herring), 3103 nucleotides. It is a transcript of the gene serbp1b, whose product is annotated as SERPINE1 mRNA binding protein 1b. Gene Ontology annotation, molecular function: mRNA 3'-UTR binding. The coding region runs from base 102 to 1382 and encodes 426 amino acids. The transcript is spliced from 9 exons. Gene Ontology annotation, cellular component: nucleus; cytoplasm. NCBI's taxonomy places the organism in Eukaryota, Metazoa, Chordata, Actinopteri, Clupeiformes, Clupeidae. The record is from RefSeq and is a predicted model, not a curated record.